AUGCUGCAUUCAUGCCGCCGCCCGGCCACCGUGUUGCAGGCCUUCGUCGCCAUCCUCGCCGCGGCCAGCGCGCUGCUGGUCGUGGCCGAGCCGCCGGUGCCCGCCGGGAACUACAAUGGCCUCAGCGAGGAGUAUGGCGUGCCCGGCCAGACGCCCGGGACGCCGCUGUCGUCGUACACGCCACAGGACCAGCAGGGCCAGCAGCCGGCCAACACCCCGAGCCGCGGUGCCGCCCGCUUCACCCCCAGCCCCGCCGACUUCGGCGCCAUGCUGUCGGGCGCGCGCAAGCCCUCCAGGACCUACCUCAAACCCACCGCGGCAUCGUUCGGCGGCCCGUCCGGGGGCUUCGGACAACACGCGCCGUCCGCGCCUUCCGCGCCGUCCAGUGACUACGGCGCGCCCGCCGCCGACGGCCUCAUCGACAUCCGCAGUUCCGAUGACGCGGGCUUCGGCAACAAGGGCGAGUCCAACUACAACCCCCAGGCCGGCAGCACUGGCAACACCGGCCCUUCCGCUCAGUACGGUGCUCCCUCCACACAGUUCGGCGGCAACUCUCCUUCACAGUUCGGCGCUGCCCCGGCUCCCGCUGCCCCGUCCUCCCAGUACGGCGCUCCCUCCACACAGUUCGGCGGCAACUCUCCCUCUCAGUUCGGCGCUCCCCCAGCUCCCACUGCCCCGUCCUCUCAGUACGGCGCUCCCGCUGGUCAACACGGCCCAUCCGGUCCGUCUCCUCAGUACGGCGCUCCCUCAGCGCCCUCCGCUCCUUCGUCUCAGUACGGAGCCCCCGCGCCCCAGCACGGUGGACCCUCUUCGCAGUUUGGAGCUAACCUCCCUUCGCAGUUCGGGGCUCCCCCGGCUCCCUCCGCCCCGUCCUCUCAGUAUGGUGCUCCCUCCCCGCAGUACGGUGGCAACUCUCCCUCUCAGUUCGGAACAGCUCCAGCUCCCACCGCCCCGUCGUCUCAGUACGGAGCACCUUCUUCUCAGUUCGGCGGCAACUCUCCUUCUCAGUUCGGCGCACCCGCCCCGUCGAGCCGCUUCGGUGCUAGCAGGGCUCCCUCCCGUUUGAACAGCCCCUCUGCCGGUCCCGCCUCAACAUUCGGAGCCCACCCGGCCAGGCCUUCGCCUCAGUAUGGGGCCCCGUCCGGCCCAUCUGCCCAGUUCGGCGCCAACGCUCCCUCUCGUCACACCCCGAAGGCACCCCCUCGUUUCCGUCCUUCGGCGCGGCCAUCUAGCCCUUCGUCUUACGGGGCCCCCGCUGCCAACCCUUCAUCUCAGUACGGUGCCCCCGCUGCCAACCCUUCAUCUCAGUACGGUGCCCCCGCUGCCAACCCCUCAUCUCAGUACGGUGCCCCCGCUGCCAACCCUUCGUCUCAGUACGGCGCCCCCGCUGCCAACCCUUCGUCUCAGUACGGUGCCCCCGCUGCCAACCCUUCGUCUCAGUACGGUGCCCCCGCUGCCAACCCUUCGUCUCAGUACGGUGCCCCCGCUGCCAACCCGUCAUCGCAGUACGACAGCCCUGCCGCCGACCCCUCCACUGAGUACGGUGCCCCGGCCGGUGACGGAGGUGACAACGCCAACAACGACGAGACGACGGAGCCCGCCAUGUACUCGUUCGAGUACGAAGUGGACGCCCCCGAGUUCGGCACCAAGUUCGGCCACAAGGAGCAGCGCGACGGCGACGUGGCGACGGGCGCCUACCACGUGCUGCUGCCCGACGGCCGCAUGCAGAAGGUGGAGUACGUGGCGGACCAGGACGGCUACAGGCCCGAGGUCUCGUACGACGAGGCGGCCGCCCAGCCCGGCCAGGACCAGGGCUACCCCGACGCCCAGGACGCGCAGCCCGGCCAGGCCGACCAGGGCGCCGGCGACUACAACGGCGCGGCAGACCUCAGCGCCGCCAACCAGGGGGGCCAGUCCGGGCCGUACUGA
Molecule: messenger RNA, 1929 nt
Organism: Thrips palmi
Lineage: Eukaryota; Metazoa; Arthropoda; Insecta; Thysanoptera; Thripidae
Product: pro-resilin-like
Exons: 3
Coding region: 1-1929 (642 amino acids)
Cellular component (GO): extracellular matrix
Source: RefSeq, a predicted model, not a curated record